Tachyglossus aculeatus (Australian echidna) is the source of this 1187-nucleotide messenger RNA. It is a transcript of the gene PBLD, whose product is annotated as phenazine biosynthesis like protein domain containing. Gene Ontology annotation, biological process: biosynthetic process. Bases 28 to 894 code for a protein of 288 amino acids. The record is from RefSeq and is a predicted model, not a curated record. NCBI's taxonomy places the organism in Eukaryota, Metazoa, Chordata, Mammalia, Monotremata, Tachyglossidae. Gene Ontology annotation, molecular function: isomerase activity. The transcript is spliced from 9 exons. Gene Ontology annotation, cellular component: cytoplasm.
CUGGGUCAGCAAAAGUUCAGCAAGAAAAUGCAGCUUCCUGUCUUUACAGUGGAUGCAUUUACUAAUGAAGCAUUUCGUGGGAAUCCUGCAGCGGUUUGUCUUCUUGAAAAUGAAUUGGAUGAAGAUAAACACCAAAAAAUCGCCAGAGAAAUGAACCUCUCCGAAACCGCCUUCAUCCGAAAACUACACCCAACAGAUGAUUUCACCCAAAGUUCGUGCUUUGGGUUAAGAUGGUUUACACCAACCAAUGAAGUCCCUCUCUGUGGACACGCCACCCUCGCCUCCGCCGCGGUGCUUUUUCACAAGAGAAAAAAUAUCAACCCUACCCUAACGUUUGUAACUCUGAGUGGGGAACUAAGGGCCAGACAAGUAGAAGAUGACAUAGUGCUGGACCUGCCCCUUUAUUCAACUUACAUUCAGGAUUCCCAGGAAGUAGACGACAUGAUAAAGGCCGCAAUAGGAGAUGGGCAGGUUCAGGAUAUUCGUUAUUCUCCAGACGCUAAGAAACUCCUCGUUCGCCUCAGCGAUAAGUAUGAAAGGUCUUUUCUGGAGAACCUUAAAGUGGCUGCUCAGAAUCUCCCGCAAUUCGAGAGGACAGGGAAGGUGAAAGGCCUCAUUCUCACCUUGAAAGGACAGCCGGGUGGAAAGCCCCAGGAUUACGACUUUUACUCCAGAUAUUUUGCCCCAUGGUAUGGAGUUCCUGAAGAUCCUGUCACAGGAUCUGCCCAUGCUGUUCUCAGCGGCUACUGGUCCCAGCAACUGGGGAAAAAAGAAAUGAGAGCUUUUCAGUGUUCCUACCGUGGAGGAGAACUGAAGAUGUCCCUGAGGGGCGAUCAGAGAGUUGACAUCAGUGGUCAAGCGGUUAUCGUCUUGGCAGGCAGUUUGACAGUCUGAAGGCCGAAGGGUUAGGAUUCAUGUUACUCCCAAAUACUGUUCUAUUGUAUUCUCCCAAGCGCUUAGCACAGUGCUCUGCAAACAGUAAGCGCUCAGUGAAUAUGACUGAAUGAGUAGGUAGUGAUGCAGCAGUUAUACAAGCCCGGGUCCAUGAUGCUAUCCCCACUUUGGAUUUCAAUUUGCUCCUGGCUCACGGACUUUAGGGGCAUCAUGAAGUCAUGGGACCAUAUCCACCAUAGCUUCUCUGUCUCCAGUGGCAACGUAGUUUCUCUUUCCUGAUGGGGUCACAGGGC